Molecule: messenger RNA, 877 nt
Organism: Mycena citricolor
Lineage: Eukaryota; Fungi; Basidiomycota; Agaricomycetes; Agaricales; Mycenaceae
Source: the annotation of a GenBank genome assembly
UCCACCUCCGUCACUGUUUCGGUCGCCGCGAAUGUCUGCGCAUGCGUGUCCGGUCCACUUUCGGUCAAAGGCAAGAGCUGUGGCUCCAUUGCUCCUGAGGACGAACUGUGUGCUUGUGUUGGCGCCCUCGCUGGCGUCGUCGCUAAAUCGGCUCUGGCACCCAUCAAAGUCGCGCUCUCUCUCGCUUCCGAGGCCGACGUCGUCGCGUCUCUUACCGCCAUGAUCUCUGCCACUGCUGAGGGCGAGAGGAAGAAGACGUGUUCGUUCCCGGCGCACGCCGUUUCGUCUUGCUCUCCCGAGAACAUCUGCGGGUUCUCCUGUCUAUCCGGUUUCAAACUCGCCAACGGCGUUUGUGUCGCUGUGGACGCUGACGUAGGUACUGCGGUUUCGCUCGCAGGUAACGUCUGCGGGUGCAUUUCUGGACCGGUCUCGGUGAGAGGAAACGACUGCGGGUCCAUCCCUCCUGCUCAAGAGCUCUGCACAUGCGUCAGCUCUCUCUCAGGCCUCGUUGCUGUAUCCACCCUCGCGCCUAUCCAAGCAGCACGCUCUUUCGCAGCCGAUGUCGAGAUCGUUGCUUCGCUCACUGCCAUGAUCGCAGCUGCCCAUGAAAGCGACCGACAGACCUGCACUUUCCCCGCACACGCAACUCCGUCGUGCUCGCGUGAAAACUUGUGCGGAUUCACCUGUCUCCCCGGGCACAAGCUUCAUGCCGGACUUUGCGUCGAUGGCGGGCUGCUUGGGCUCGGUUUCGGCCUUGGCUUCGGGAUCUCCCUUUGACGCGCAGAUUGUACACCUCAGUUACCACCGCCAUCACCCGGUUGCACCCCCGCGGGGGGUACCUAACAGGUACCCCCCUGCGGGGCCCGCGGGGGGGAUU